Messenger RNA from Salvia miltiorrhiza (redroot sage), 2619 nucleotides. Its product is annotated as 3-phosphoinositide-dependent protein kinase 2-like. The transcript is spliced from 11 exons. Gene Ontology annotation, molecular function: ATP binding; protein serine/threonine kinase activity. Gene Ontology annotation, biological process: peptidyl-serine phosphorylation; intracellular signal transduction. NCBI's taxonomy places the organism in Eukaryota, Viridiplantae, Streptophyta, Magnoliopsida, Lamiales, Lamiaceae. The coding region runs from base 719 to 2239 and encodes 506 amino acids. The record is from RefSeq and is a predicted model, not a curated record.
AACUUUUUUUUUAAAGGAAAAAAAUAAAAGAAAAACUAAGAUGUAAAUAAACGUUGCUCCUAAAACAAGGGAAUACUUUAUUACAAUGGUUCAAGAAUUACAAUGCCAAUCCCAUCAUUUUGUUUUUCAUUUUCAUGUAGUCUUCUCAAUCCCCAUCCCCAUACAUAUGAUAUGCCUAUUUCCUUCUUUCCGCUCAUCCUAAUCCAUAGCUUUUCCUUUUCAAGGCCUUGAAAAAUUCAUAAAGUUCAUACCUUUUUCAGAUAUAUGCAUACACAUUUGCAUACUUGCAUACAAAAACAAAGAAAAAGGGGGGAAUUAAUCAAUUAUAUAUGUAUUCAAUCAUAAAUUUGUGCAAGGAAUCAUUUGCUUUUCUGGGCCUCUCUUUGAAAUGGUGGCUUUAUCAGAUUGCUGUCUGAAACAGAAAAAAGAGGGAAUAUUUAUGGAGAAUCUAAUCUGAUGUUUGAUGGGUAGUUGUCUUCUCUUAAGUUUUCUGAGAUUGUUUCUCUGCUAUUCAACGGUCUUCACUUUCAUUGGGGACUGUGAAAAAUAAAUCCAACCCUUGUCUCAAGAUUUAAUUUUUUUUAGGGAGAGAAAGCUGAAAGGUGUUGGCUUUAAGGGAAAUAGGGUGUGCAGAGACAGAUUCUGUGUGUGUUUUGUGUUGUUGUUUUUGCAUGUAUUGUGGGGGUGGUGGGGGAAUUAGAGAAGUUUGGGGAAAAUAAUGUUGGCAUUGGUUGGAGGAGGGGAAGCAGUUAAUACAAUGGAGAAGGAAUUUGAUUCAAAGAUGAGGAUUCAGAGCAACAGUUCUUCAUCCAACAAUGAUGGUGGUGGUGGUAAUGGUGAUUCUCAGAGAUCUAAGAAUUUCUCCUUCAGAGCGCCACAGGAGAAUUUUAGCAUUCAAGAUUUUGAAUUGGGCAAGAUUUAUGGUGUUGGUUCCUAUUCAAAGGUUGUUCGAGCCAAGAAGAAAGACACCGGCAAGAUUUAUGCUAUGAAGAUCAUGGACAAGAAGUUCAUCACGAAAGAAAACAAAACAGCUUAUGUAAAAUUGGAGCGCAUUGUUCUGGACCAGUUAGAUCAUCCCGGUGUAGUGCGAUUGUUUUUUACAUUUCAAGAUAGUUUCUCACUCUACAUGGCGCUCGAAUCUUGUGAAGGCGGAGAACUUUUUGAUCAAAUCACACGGAAGGGCCGUUUAUCAGAGGAAGAUGCUCGUUUCUAUGCAGCUGAAGUUGUGGAUGCUCUCGAAUAUAUACACAGUAUGGGCUUAAUACAUCGAGAUAUUAAGCCGGAGAACCUGCUGCUCACUGAAGAUGGCCACAUCAAAGUCGCAGAUUUUGGUAGCGUAAAGCCUAUGCAAGAUAGCCAGAUAACGGUCCUUCCUAACGCAGCAUCGGAUGAUAAGGCGUGUACCUUUGUCGGGACAGCCGCCUAUGUACCUCCGGAAGUUUUAAAUUCCUCUCCGGCAACUUUUGGGAAUGAUCUCUGGGCCCUUGGAUGUACGUUGUACCAAAUGCUUUCGGGGACGUCUCCCUUCAAGGAUAACAGUGAAUGGCUUAUUUUCCAAAGAAUCAUCGCGAGAGACAUCAGAUUUCCAAAUUACUUUUCGGAAGCAGCACGGGAUCUGAUAGAUAAAUUAUUGGAUAUUGAUCCGAGUCAGAGACCGGGGGCGGGACCCGAUGGCUAUUUAUCUCUGAAAAGCCAUCCUUUUUUUAUGGGAAUUGAUUGGACAAAUUUGAGGGCUGUGAACCCACCUCCACUAGCUUUGGACCCAAGAGCUCAGUCGUCUCCUGGAGGCGAAGAUCACGAUUCUUCAUGGAAUCCCACACAUGUUGGAGAUGGUUCAGUAAAAACAAACGAAGGAAAUGGUGCCGUUGCUUCAGCUUCUGAUACUGGCAGCAUUAAUAGGCUUGCUUCAAUUGAUUCAUUUGACUCGAAAUGGCAGCAAUUUUUGGAGCCGGGCGAGUCCGUUCUUAUGAUCUCCAUGGUCAAGAAACUGCAGAAGAUAACUAGUAAGAAGGUGCAGCUCAUCCUUACGAACAAACCAAAAUUGAUCUAUGUCGACCCGGCAAAACUGGAGGUCCGAGGAAAUAUCAUAUGGUCGGACAAUCCGACUGAUCUGAACGUUCAAGUUAUAAGCCCUUCGAAUUUCAAGAUUUGCACUCCGAAGAAGGUUAUGUGCUUCGAUGAUGCAAAGCAACGAGCAGCGCAGUGGAAGAAGGCGAUCGAGGCCCUCCAAAACCGGUAAAUUGCUUACUCGUUCGACUACACAUACAUCUGGAUAUAAUUAUAACACAGCGUGGAAAAAGAAAAACACGAGGCGACCCCAUCAACAGUUUCGGGUGAUGCUCCGUUGGAAGCUCUCGCUCGAGGAUAGUCGCUGUUCGAGCUCCUUAAGGUGGCCUCUCACAUCACCAUGGAUAUGUUAUCCACCAGUUUUGCUACAAAAAAUAGUUUGUUCAGAAUCUCCCAGUUCAAAUAUCAUUUAUUUAGAUCAGUUUUUGCUUUGAUUUAGUUUAUAUUUGGAUGAUUAAAUCUACAUACUGAAUGGAAAGUGUAAUAGACCAGGAAACAUUUUGAUUCAUUUAAUUGUAUGGUGAAAGAAAGAUGAGAAUUUCUUGUGUUUUA